AUGCCGCCAGCAACGAAGAAAAUAUUUGUGUGCAACGCAGUGCUGCUGACCUUCCUCUGUGCGAGUAUUUGUCACGAGGUUGCAACAUUGGGGCAGAAAGAUUUGUGGUUAGAGUGCUCUUGUAUGUAUGCCAGCGAACGUAAUGCAACCAAUUGGGGCUAUAUUGCCAUUAACGGCAGCACUUUGCGUGGCGCCAAAAAUGAUUGCUACUUGAUUUUUAUCGCGGGAGGCAAUGAUGAGUUGGUCGCCUUUCGCUUUCAGACGCUGCAACUGUCCGGCGGGUAA
Anastrepha obliqua is the source of this 285-nucleotide messenger RNA. RefSeq lists its product as uncharacterized. The transcript is spliced from 2 exons. The record is from RefSeq and is a predicted model, not a curated record. Bases 1 to 285 code for a protein of 94 amino acids. NCBI's taxonomy places the organism in Eukaryota, Metazoa, Arthropoda, Insecta, Diptera, Tephritidae.